UCCUGAGGGUCACAGAGGAGGAAACCCGGACUGCAGACCCGCCGCGUGCCUUCUUCAUCUCCAUCUUUCUCAGUCGCUUCUGGUCUUUAUUUUAUUUUAUUUGAUCUUAUUUUAUUUUAUUUUAUUACUUUAUUCAUCUGAAGAGGAGGAAAGAGAACCGGGACUCUCCAAAGCGGUGCACCUGUGUGUGUGUGUGUGUGUGUGUGUGUGUGUGUGUGUGUGUGUGUGUGUGUGUGUGUGUGUGUGUGUGUGUGUGUGUGUGUGUCCUUCAGGAUGCGUGAUGUACAGCUGAACAACGGGACGUGCAUUAACGGAUCUGUGGUCAGGCUGUGGUGCGGAUCUCAGUCUGCAGUGUGUUUGAUCAGCAGUGAUCAGGCAGCGGGUGACGCACGAUUAAACAACAGUGCACCGACAGCAGAUGUAAACACAAACAGGACCUACAACCUGGGGCUGGGCCUCGCUCUGGCUCUGCUCUCGGCCUUCCUGAUUGGCGGCAGUGUCAUCCUGAAGAAGAAAGCUCUGCUCCGAUUGGCCGGGACCGGACACCUCAGAGCAGGUGAUGGAGGUCACGGCUACCUGAGGGACUGGCUGUGGUGGGGAGGACUGCUGACCAUGGCAGCUGGAGAGGUGUGUAACUUUGCCGCCUACAUGUUCGCCCCGGCCACGCUGGUGACCCCGCUGGGCGCCCUGAGCGUGCUCAUCAGUGCAGUGCUGUCCUCCCACCUGCUGGGGGAGGCGCUGAACGUGGUGGGGAAGCUGGGCUGCCUGCUGUGCGUGCUGGGGAGCGUCCUGCUGGUGAUCCACGUCCCGCAGGAGCAGGAAGUGACGUCUCUGGAGGACAUGACCAGCAAGCUGCUGGAGCCCGGUUUCCUGGUGUACGCGGCCGUCGUGCUGCUGAUGUGCGCCGUGCUCGUGCUGCGUGUCUCUCCUCGCUGCGGCCGCUCCAACAUCCUGGUGUACAUCGGCGUGUGCUCGCUGCUCGGAGCCUUCACCGUGUCGUCGGUGAAGGGCCUCGCCAUCGUCAUCAACAGCCUGUUUUCUGACGUCUCUGUGCUGGCCAACCCGCUCUCCUGGAUCCUGCUGCUCACGCUCCUCGUCUCCAUAGUAACACAGGUGAACUAUCUCAACAAGUCUCUGGACACCUUCAACACCCUGCUGGUCUAUCCCAUCUACUACGUCUUCUUCACCUCCGUGGUGCUCUGCACCUCCAUCAUCCUGUUCCAGGAGUGGAGGAGCAUGACCCCGGUGGGCGUGGUCACCACGCUGGGCUCCUUCCUGGUCAUCGUGGUGGGCGUGGCCAUGCUGCACCUGUUCAGGGAGCUGCAGGUAACGUUGAAGCAGCUGACCAAUCAGCUGUCGCAGCCCGUGGAGAGGGAGGGGCUUACGGAGGAGGCGCCAGCCAGCGAGAGAGGAGAAGAAGGAAGAAAAGAAAGAGGGGGCAGAAAUAAGAAGGAGGAUAAAUGUGGACUGAUGGACAACAUGGUGAUCGAGAGUCUUCCUCCCAUGAGAGAGGAAGGACCCAGAGUCUUCAUCAUCAGCUGACCUCGCUCUCCAUUCACCUUCUCUAGACUGCCGUUCUGGUUCCAGCCAUUUCAGCCCUUUAACCAGUGUUAUCUUUCUCUGUUUCUGGUGUUUUUAUGUGUUUUAGAUUGUUGUUUUAAUAUUUUAUCUGCACAUAUCCAACCUCCACGUCAAAGUCAAUGAGUGAAACUUGUAUUUAUUUGGAUUCAUUCCUGGUUAUCGUUUGGAAACUUAACAUUUCCCAGCUGAGGUGAAAGGUCACAGGACUUCAGCUGAUGAACUGUUGAACCACUCUUCACUUUAACAGUCUUUUUGAAAGUUGUGAAAAUGAAAUGAAAACAAGAUUAAAAGGUUUUGUGAAUAUA
This is a messenger RNA of Salarias fasciatus (jewelled blenny), 1886 nucleotides long. RefSeq names its product NIPA like domain containing 4 (gene nipal4). Gene Ontology annotation, molecular function: magnesium ion transmembrane transporter activity. Bases 274 to 1542 code for a protein of 422 amino acids. The transcript has 10 exons. Gene Ontology annotation, cellular component: membrane. Gene Ontology annotation, biological process: magnesium ion transport. Lineage: Eukaryota; Metazoa; Chordata; Actinopteri; Blenniiformes; Blenniidae. The record is from RefSeq and is a predicted model, not a curated record.